Messenger RNA from Salvelinus sp. IW2-2015, 2282 nucleotides. RefSeq names its product ATG7 autophagy related 7 homolog (S. cerevisiae) (gene atg7). Gene Ontology annotation, molecular function: Atg12 activating enzyme activity; Atg8 activating enzyme activity. Gene Ontology annotation, biological process: autophagy of mitochondrion; piecemeal microautophagy of the nucleus; protein modification by small protein conjugation. Gene Ontology annotation, cellular component: phagophore assembly site; cytoplasm. The record is from RefSeq and is a predicted model, not a curated record. Lineage: Eukaryota; Metazoa; Chordata; Actinopteri; Salmoniformes; Salmonidae.
GUGGCUCAACACGAAAAUCCUCAUUUGACAUGACUUUCUAGAGCAUGCUUUUCUACAGAAGACACAUGCGACUAUGUCCCCUCUUUUUGGCCUGUUUGAAGGACUAUCCGUCAACUUACUUCCUGGGGCUUUUUUUGUUCAUUAAUUUGUUAAUUAGAUGGGUUGUUAGCUUGGCAUCAUUGCUAACUAGCAAAAAAAAAAAACAUUUAUAGUUUUAUUGGCUCAUCCGGGCAGAAAAUUAGUAACGUCGAGAUGAGGAGUGGAGCGUACAAGUUUCUGUCCGUUUUUUCUUGUCUCAUUGUUUGCGGUUUCAUGUUCAUGUUUUGGUUUUUCGUUUUUUACUCUAUGGUACUUGCGCCAUAACUUACAACUGGAAUUUAUUUUAGUUAGCUAGCUAUUUAGCACAGACAGCUAGCUAAGUUCGCUAACGUUAGAUUUACCAAGUUGGCAUCGGCGAUUUUGUCCCCCCCACAAAGCAACCCAAACUGACAAGUUGUAGCCAGUAAAAGAUUGAGUCCUAAUUUACUUAGCUACAUACCAAUCAACAGAAAGAGACAAAUGUAGCAACUGUUAGCGAACGGCUAACUAGCAACAACAUUGUGCACAUACCCACAGUGCAUUGCGGCAACGACAGAUCACAUGAUCUGAAUAAGGAAGCGAGGUGUAUUUGGAUUGUAUCUGAGCAUCAAGGAACAGGAGCGGUGAUAGAGAUGGCUUCUGUGCCCGUAGACAAAGACAGUGCAGAUCAGAAGCUGCAGUUUGCUCCCUUCUCCAGUGCCUUAGAGGCAGGCUUCUGGCACCAGCUCACUCAGAAGAAACUCAACGACUACCGUCUGGAUGACAGUCCCAAGAAUAUCAAAGGCUACUACUACAAUGGCGAUCCGGUCGGCCUCCCUACUCGCCUGACUUUGGAGUUUAGUGCAUUUGAGGCGGAUGGCCCCAGCCCAGCCCGCUGCUGUCCCGUCACAGGGACCCUGUACAACACCAACACACUGGAGGCCUUCAAGACCUCAGACAAAAAAGCACUGCUGGAAAAACAGGCCACGGAGAUUUGGGAUUCCAUACAGUCCGGUGAUGCUCUCAAGGACCCAUCCCUCCUCUGCAAAUUCCUUUUGCUGACUUAUGCAGACCUGAAGAAGUACCACUUCUACUACUGGUUCUGUUUCCCAGCUCUCUGUUUCUCCGAGGGAAUUAAGAUCAUCAAGGAGCCGGCUACGUUAGAACAAGUCUUCUCUUCUAAACAGACCUCAGCCUUACAGGCAGCCUAUGACAGUCUGUGCAGUGAAACAGGGACCUCAGCUGUUCCUUACUUCCUGAUCAAGUACACAGAGGAUGCUGUCCAGGUGGCCCAGCUACGAGACUGGGACAGCUUCAACACUGAUCUCAACAAGGUAACCGUGGGUGUGUAUGACCCCUGCACUCUGCCCCAGCAUCCAGGAUGGCCUCUGAGGAAUCUGCUGUUUCUCCUAGCCAGCAAAUGGGGGUCUCCAUCGCCGGCAGGGGGUCGUCCGGCUAGGGGGUCGUCCCGAGGGGGGUAUCCAUCGUCCGGAGGGGGUCGUCCGGCAGGGGUCGUCCGGCAGGGGCGUCGUCGGCAGGGGGUCGUCCUGCAGGGGUCGUCCGGCAGGGGGUCCCGUCCGGCAGGGGGUAGUCCGGCAAGGGGGUCGUCGCAGGAGGUUGCCGGCAGGGGGUGUCUCAGGGGGUCGCGGCAGGGGGUCGUCCUGCAGGGGGUCACAGUGUCGGAGGGGGUCAUGCCAUCGUCGGCAGGGGGUCAUCCAGCAGGGGUCGUCCAGUGUGGCGAGCCCGCCAGCUCCGCAGCCUUCUGUUCCACACUCCCGGACCCGCUACGGAUGCUACUUCUGUACGACGUUGCCCCCGAGACUCCACAGAGACCAGACCUGAACCUACUUUUUUCCCACCAGAGCCGGACCCUGGCCAGAGCAGUGUACAGUGACGUCGUCAGCUGCCAUGAUAAGCAGGACGCCUGGCUGCUAGAACUCAUAGGUGUCAUACUACAGCUACUGAAGAAUGCAGAGGGCCACGUGAUGAGCAUCCCGAUGCCAGGCCACCCGGUCAACUUCUCCGAGGCGACCAUGUCCCAGGCCAGGCAGGACGUGGAACACCUGGAGAAGCUGAUCUCGCAGCAUGAUGUCGUCUUCCUGUUGAUGGACACCAGGGAGAGUCGAUGGCUGCCGACUGUUAUAGCUGCCAGCAAUAGGAAGGUAAGGGAGAGAGAGAGAGGGUGGAAUCAGGCAACACGUCCCAAAUGACAUACUAUAUAGUGC